AUGGUGAGCAAGAUUUUAUCAUUAAUUAUACUUAUAACAUUUAUAGUGCCAACAACUACUACAAUUACUACAACAACCACUACUAAUACAAUGACAACAACAACAACAACAACAACAACAACAUCGACAAGCAGUACAACUGUAACAAUAUCCACAGCCAAUUGGUUGAUCAACGGAGAUGCAGAGACGGGACCAUGUGAAACAGGUAGUGGUGUUACACAUCCGACCGGUUGGAACUAUAAUGGAACAGUCACACAAGUACAUUAUAACGAUACCUACGCUGAUAUUUCAUAUACUGAUCAUGGUCCUAGUGAUCGCGGAAAUUGUUAUUUUUAUGGUCAAGCAGAUAGUACUUCGAUGUGGCAAACUGUAAACAUGACAAGUUCAAUCGAUCCACUUCUUAUUGAUAGUCAGACAGUGGGAUUUAAUUUCUCGGCAUGGCUUGGAGGUUACAGCAGCCAAGAUGAUAAUGCUGAAGCUACAUUAACUUUUUAUGAUCAAAGCAAUCAUAAGACGGGUAAUAUCAGUACGUUGGGACCGGUGUUGGUAGCAGAUAGAGGAUCCCAAACUUUAUUACUCUUUCGACAAACACAAGGAUUGGUACCAAUCGGUGCGCGUUCUUUCACAGUUACUGUCAUAUUUACUCAUGUAGUCGGCCUCCUUACUGAUGCUGAUGUCGAUAAUAUCGCCGUUCACUUAUACUAG
Molecule: messenger RNA, 705 nt
Organism: Adineta steineri
Lineage: Eukaryota; Metazoa; Rotifera; Eurotatoria; Adinetida; Adinetidae
Source: the annotation of a GenBank genome assembly